Molecule: messenger RNA, 1746 nt
Organism: Xyrichtys novacula (pearly razorfish)
Lineage: Eukaryota; Metazoa; Chordata; Actinopteri; Labriformes; Labridae
Source: the annotation of a GenBank genome assembly
AUGACUGAGCCAAGCAGGGGACUGUUUUACCUUCCUAUCAUCUAUUUAUGGACAGGUAAGAGCUCUUCAUGUCUUAUCUACAAUCAUGUAGUUUAUUUUGAUUUAACAGUUGAAAAGAUUCGAGAUGACUUUCAAAUAAAAAUCAUGAAUAUUGACUUUUUUUAGUCUUUUUUUUAAGACUAGCCGCGAUUGAGAGUUUAUUAGGUGGCUGUUGUGCAGUAAAGAAAAAGGGAAAUCCUUUUAUUCAUGAACACACAUACACCAAGAAGAGCUUGAUAUCUAUCCUAAUUGUGUUAAACUGUUGUUUGUUUUGGAUGCUUUCAUUUAUCAAUACUGGAGUGAAAAUAGUUGACUGUUUGCAGAACUAAAGUCUAACUGUAAGUUAACGUGACUGAAUUUGACACCAUGUCGCCUAAUGUAACAUAACAUAAUGUAGCCUUGUGUUACAGAAUUUGAUAUAACAUUAUAUAAUGUGCAUAACUUAACACUUAAGCGGAAGAAAAAGUAACAUAGCAUAACCAAAUAUAACAUAAUGUCGGGUAACAUGAUGUUCUCUGUCAUAUCAUACUACAUCAUAUGAAAUUGUAUUCUAACAGGCCGAAUUCAGCCCCCGAUUUUCUGCUUCAGAUUUGACUGUUUAAGGGAAGGUCAAGAUGAACAGAUCCUGAUCUGGGACCAGUUUGCGUAAAUUUGUCAGAUCCACACUGGAUGAUCCCAGAGUGAAACCUUCUAUUCAUUUGUCAAAAUACAAACAAAGGGGGAUUUCACAGCUUUUGUGACAUGCAACCCCAAUAGACCAGGUCCUGAGUAGAAAGAAAGAAAGAAAGAAAGAAAGAAAGAAAGAAAGAAAGAAAGAAAGAAUGAAAGAAAGAAAAAAGAAAGAAAGAAAGAAAGACCUUACUUAGACCUUGACCCACAUUAAAAAUCUUCUAAACCAAAAAUAAAAGCUGUGAAGUAGAUGUAAACUUCAGCUGCAGAUGUACAGUGUUGUAAUGUAGUGGAAUGUAAGUUAGUAUUAAAUCAGAUUGUUUGUUAUUGUAUUGUAUCCCUCUGUAAUCCAUUUUAAAUGACCUUCCUCCAGGAGGCGUAGAGGGUGAUGUCCUGGCAUCCCUUGCUCCUCCGGUCCACCUGUCAGGGGAGAGACUUGGUUGGACGCUGCUGGUCUGCAUGGUGACUGACUUUAGGAGAGGGUACCUUCAAGUCAGCUGGAGGUCACCAUCAGAGGAUCACAUGUCCAGCUCACCAUACAGCCUCGCUGUAACUAAUAAGCAUCAUGUCCAUAGUCCUGUGGCAGUUAUCACCGUGGCAACCAGAGACUGGCCAUCCUACAGCUGCUCCGUGACUCAAAAACGGCGCCCAAAAGUCAUCCGGAGACACCACUCCAUCAGAUCAGGUUGAGCUGUAGCUGCUAGAACACACUAAUUAGUUUUCAGUCUCCAGUGUUCGUUAGUUUGUACAACAGCAUCUGACUGUUUAAUAUCCGCUUAACUUUCAUUAAACAGGGCUUCAGGACAGGACCUGCAAUGAAGAGGACAACACAGAUGGUAAUACAUUUGAUUAUUUGCAAAAAGAAAAUUAAAAAUCUCAAUUCAUACACAAGUUUUUUUCAUAUGCUUUUCUGUGUGUUGUAUUCCAGAUAUUGUUGUGUGGACAAACACGGUGGUUGUCUUGAGUUUGAGGCUACUUCUGAUCAAGGUCAUCGUCUUCAACACUUUGAUAACUAUAUACGCUGUUAUCAAAUGGUAG